ACCAAAAAAAAAUAUAAAUAAAUAUAACAAAAAUGUUAGUUUUUAGAAGGUUAUACUGCAGCUCUCAGCGGAUCGGUCAUAUAGCCAAGUCACACAAGCCAGGUGACUCACUCAGUAUUCAGGGCUGGAUCAAAAACAUUCGCCGGCUGAAGAACAACACAUUUCUAGACGUUGACGAUGGAUCCACGAGCAGAAGCUUCCAAGUGGUUGUGCCACGGAAUGCAGAAACACAAAGCCUAACAGCGGGCAGCGUCAUCUCGGCGGUGGGACAGAUCCAAGUGGCGCCCAACGGAAACUUUGAGCUGCAUGCAGAUCGCGUGGAAUCGCUGGCCGAAGGACACCUUCAGGAUGGCUAUCCCUUUACGCCCAAGCAGAAACACGCACCGGAAUAUGUCCGAGAGCACCUGCAUCUUCGCUCCCGUGUGGACUAUGUGGCAGCCCAGCUGCGUGUCCGACACAAGGCACAGAAAGCGAUUCAUGACUACAUGGAUGAGCUGGAUUUCGUGCAGAUAAACACUCCGCUGCUAACCACCAACGAUUGCGAGGGUGCCGGCGAGGCUUUUCGAGUGCAACCCGACUCGGAGAAGUUGCUAAAGCAAAUGGCACGGCCCAAGGUUCCGCCAGAGGAGAGUUAUUUCGAUAGCAAAGUCUUUCUGAGCGUCUCGGGACAACUGCAUUUGGAGGCCAUGAGCUAUGGCCUGGGCAACACGUACUGCCUGGCACCCGCCUUUCGUGCCGAGAACUCCAAGUCGCCACUUCAUUUGGCUGAAUUCUACAUGUUUGAGGCGGAGCUGGCGCAUUUGGAUGAGCUGGAGAAGCUGGCGAGAUUCAUUGAGCAGAUGCUAAAGUCCAUAACGAAUCGCCUGCUAGAGACGAGCUCCGAGGAUCUACACUUUUGCCAGCGAAAUGCCAAUGCCAGCUCGGAUCUGCCUUGGCUGAAUGUUCCAUGGAAGAUCAUGAGCUACGACGAGGCGCUCAGCGUGCUGCUGGCCAACAAGGAGAGCUUGAAGACGCCCAUCAGCUUGGACGAGGGUUUCAGCAAGGACCAGGAACUGUUUCUUGUCUCCCACUGUGGCACUCCCGUCUUUGUUGUGGAUUGGCCCACCAAGCAAAAACCUUUCUACAUGAAAAUCAGUCGAACUAAUCCGGAACGUGUGCACGCCCUGGAUCUGCUGGUGCCCGCUGUGGGUGAGCUGUGUGGCGGCAGCCUGCGUGAAAGCGAUGCUGCUACUCUGAGCGCCCAUCCACAGCUGCCCAAGGACUUGGCGUGGUAUGUGGAACUGCGCAAAUACGGAGGCAUACACACAGGCGGCUUUGGCAUGGGCUUUGAGCGUUAUCUGCAGCUCGUGACGGGUGUUAAGAACAUAAGAGAUGUGAUACCCUUUCCCCGCUAUCCACACAGCUGCAAAAUGUGAACCAAUGUGGGUGAAAAAUUUAUUAUUGAAAACUAAA
Molecule: messenger RNA, 1452 nt
Organism: Drosophila guanche
Lineage: Eukaryota; Metazoa; Arthropoda; Insecta; Diptera; Drosophilidae
Gene: AsnRS-m
Product: probable asparagine--tRNA ligase, mitochondrial
Exons: 3
Coding region: 33-1415 (460 amino acids)
Biological process (GO): asparaginyl-tRNA aminoacylation
Cellular component (GO): mitochondrion
Molecular function (GO): ATP binding; nucleic acid binding; asparagine-tRNA ligase activity
Source: RefSeq, a predicted model, not a curated record